Molecule: messenger RNA, 774 nt
Organism: Phytophthora sojae
Lineage: Eukaryota; Oomycota; Peronosporomycetes; Peronosporales; Peronosporaceae
Exons: 5
Coding region: 1-774 (257 amino acids)
Molecular function (GO): phosphoprotein phosphatase activity
Source: RefSeq, a predicted model, not a curated record
AUGAGUGCGCAGGCCGAGGAUAGCACGGAGGAAGUCGCCACGGCGGAUGACGACAUGCAUGUCGCUGACUCGCCUGAUGCAGAUGAGCAGGAGGAGGAGGACGCCACUCCCCUUGAGCAAGAGUUCAACCCAUUCUACUUCAUGAAGACUCUGCCAAAGUACGAGGACAUUGUCGAGGGCAAGCGGCCCAUUUCACUGCCAGAGAAGUCACGCAACGCGCCCAAGAUCUGCUUGGUGCUGGACUUGGACGAGACCCUCGUGCACUGCAGCGUGGACGAAGUGAAGAACCCGCACAUGCAGUUCCCGGUCACAUUUAACGGCGUUGAGUACACAGUCAAUGUGAAGAAGCGCCCGCACUUGGAGUACUUCCUCAAGCGGGUGUCUAAGCUCUUCGAGAUCGUGGUCUUUACAGCCUCCCACAAGGUGUACGCGGAGAAGCUCAUGAACAUGCUGGACCCCAACCGCAACUUCAUCAAGUACCGACUGUAUCGAGAAGACUGCUUGGAUGUCUUCGGCAACUACCUGAAGGACCUGAAUGUGCUCGGACGCGAUCUGUCGAAGGUGGUGCUGGUGGACAACUCCCCGCACGCCUUUGGCUACCAGGUGAACAACGGCAUCCCCAUCGAGACGUGGUACGACGACGAAGCGGACGCCGAGCUGCUGAACCUGCUGCCAUUCCUAGAGAGCCUCGUAGACGUCGACGAUGUGCGGCCCAUCGUGGAGAAGCAGUUCCAGAUCCAGAAGCUGAUCGACGCCACCAGCUCAACCGAGUAG